Molecule: messenger RNA, 627 nt
Organism: Penicillium pulvis
Lineage: Eukaryota; Fungi; Ascomycota; Eurotiomycetes; Eurotiales; Aspergillaceae
Product: GNAT family N-acetyltransferase
Exons: 1
Coding region: 1-627 (208 amino acids)
Molecular function (GO): acyltransferase activity, transferring groups other than amino-acyl groups
Source: RefSeq, a predicted model, not a curated record
AUGGCGGCGGCUGGCACUCCUAAGUACCCGAGCAUGCAAACCCCUCGACUUAACCUGGUCCGUCUCACACCAAAGCACCUAGGCGGCUACCACGCCAUCUGGUCUGAUCCCGUCGCAACCCGCUGGUUUCCAUACGAAAUUAGCGAAACACUCGAAGAAAGUGCAGAGCGGAUGUUCGAUGUACUAUCCUCCCAAAACUUACACAGUGAGCAUUUUGCCGUUUUUCUACGCGAUGAUAUUGAUAUGAGCGGCCUUCGCCAAAACAACACGCAUCCAAUAAACUCCAAUGCAGACUCGAGCCAAUCAAUCUUUGAGCCUGGCUUCCUACUAGGCAUAGUAGGAGACUAUAGCUCAGGUUUCGUCCCGCAAGUCGGAUUCAUCUAUCAUCGCUCGGCAUGGGGAUACGGGUUCGCGACUGAAGCGCUGACUGUGUAUCUUGAGAUGCUAUGGGAGAGGCCGCAAUUUAAUGUCGUGGAGGCAGAAUGUGAUUCGGAGAACCAUGCUUCAGCGAAUGUCUUGAGGAAAUGCGGGUUUGAGGUGGUUGAGAUAUUGACAGGGAAAUAUGAGAUACCGUGGAAGAAGCCUUCUGCGCGCGACUACUUGAGGUUUCGACUUACGAGGCCAUGA